Molecule: messenger RNA, 885 nt
Organism: Cynoglossus semilaevis (tongue sole)
Lineage: Eukaryota; Metazoa; Chordata; Actinopteri; Pleuronectiformes; Cynoglossidae
Gene: ecrg4a
Product: ECRG4 augurin precursor a
Exons: 5
Coding region: 272-715 (147 amino acids)
Biological process (GO): cellular senescence; regulation of cell population proliferation; G1 to G0 transition
Source: RefSeq, a predicted model, not a curated record
CAACUGCCGUUGAGACAGGUCUCGUUUAGACGGUUGGACCUUACAAGAACAUAGAAUGGCAAUAAGGCACUGACAGGAAGCAAUCUGCCUCAAAACGUCCCCAAAAAAGGGAGGAAAAAGACAUUCCAGAACCACAGGCCAGUUUCCACUUGGAAAAGUUUCUGCUGCCGCCCACUACUCCCUUCUACUUCUUCUCUGAUAUGUCAAGGGUUUUCUGCUCACUCCGGAUUUUCAUACAACUCUGCACAAACAGUGGGUGAGUGGGCACAAAAUGGUACCGCAGCGGCUGCACCUGAGGACCGUCGGACUGAUGGUCAUGCUGACAGUGUUCACCCUGGGAGCAUCAGAUGGAGGCACAGACAGCAGCUUGUACAAGAUCUUGAAAAAAAGAGAAGCAGGGGGACCCAGUGCUGCGCUGCCAAAGUCCUCAGUUGCUGUGCCUCCGUCCAAGGCUCAGGAGUUCCUGGCAAAGCUGAGCAGAACCAAGAGGAACAUCUGGGAUCGCAGCAGACCAGACGUGCAGCAGUGGAUUAUGCAGUUUAUGUACAUGGGCUAUGACGAGCAGAGGCUGGAGACAGAUCUGGCCUACUGGAGGGACCAGACACGCGCCACUGACCAGGGGCGUCAACAUCACUACGAUGAGAACUCGCCCAUCGGCCCCCGGGACCACAGCUCUUACAGACACGGUGCAAACGUCAACUAUGACUACUAUUAACCUCAGGUCAACAACUAAAAAAACAGAGGGCACUUUGUGUAACCAAUAUUUUUCUAAGACAGUUUGACACCUCUGCUCGUUAACAGUGAGGCCAUUAAUCCUCCACUGAUGAAUUGAAUUUACUCUGUUUCCACGUAUGCCCUAAAUAUAUGAUGAAAACAGCCUGUAAA